This is a messenger RNA of Sclerotinia sclerotiorum 1980 UF-70, 1701 nucleotides long. RefSeq lists its product as hypothetical. Bases 1 to 1701 code for a protein of 566 amino acids. NCBI's taxonomy places the organism in Eukaryota, Fungi, Ascomycota, Leotiomycetes, Helotiales, Sclerotiniaceae. The record is from RefSeq and is a predicted model, not a curated record. The transcript has 10 exons.
AUGACAAGCAAAAACAAAUACAGGUUGAAUUUCACAAAUGUCAACUGUGCACGGCAGAUCAAGGGAUUCCUACCCGGAACAUACAAGUCUAUCGAGGUACUUGAAAGAGCGUGCACGAAUGACUGCUCCAUAUCACUUGCAAAAUAUCAGAAAGCUACCGAGGUAGCAUGUGGUGAACAUGAUUCGUUUCCGAUUAGUGAAAAUCGUGAAGCUCCUGUUUCAUUCAUACCACAGAUUAUGUUCUAUAACUUCAAUAGAACAUGUAUCAAGGACGAAGGAAGAUGGUGCAACAUUGUUCACAAAGGUUUCGCUGAAAUUAAUACGAUAAAUCCAAUGGCUGAAUUGGUAUUGGACAAAGAAACUAAACCUGGGAGCAACAAAAAGCGACAAACGGCUGUAGAUAUUUGUGACAACUGUGUCAUCAAGCAACUACAAUUUCAAGCCGGAUCUCCCAUCAACGAUGGAUUCUUGUUGCAGUCCAAGUACAGUUCUCUAACCGCGCGCUGUUCGAAAACUGGAAUGCCUCUUGGCACUUCGACGACCCCAUUUCCAGUGCAACCAAUACCAACAAGUCCAGCAGGAAAUUGUACUGGUCACCGGUAUACUCUACAGGCAGGCGAUACGUGCCGGUCCAUUUCCAAGUCCCAAGGUGUAGGUACUGCCUGGCUAUUGUACGACAACAACCUCGCUGCUUUUUGUGCUGGAUUUCCCACAAAUGGUACACUUUGCAUCCAGAAUAGAUGCUCUGUUUACACGGUGCAGGUAAAUGACACUUGUCUUGGCAUUGCCGGUGCUAGAAAUCUUAGUCAGAUCCAGUUGAAUACAUGGAAUCCCAUACUCGGUGAUUUGUGCCGUUCCAUCAAUCUUUCUGUUGGCGAUUCGAUUUGCGUCUCUCCUCCCGGGGAACCAAACUACACAGUUCCAACUAUUACUGCUCCUCCAACAUCAGGACCAUCUACCACAGCCGCACCCGUUCCAACUCCACUAGCACCAGGUACAACGGAUUAUUGUGCACAAUACCACCUGACUGAAAAGGGUGAAUACUGCAACUUGUUGGUCGUCAAAUUCAGUAUAGCGCUGGAAGAUUUCCUGUUUCUGAAUCCACAUGUUAAUGCUAAGAACCCGUCACUACAAGUCAACUCAACAGACUGUGCCCCCGAAGCUGGCCAGCGAUAUUGUAUGGCGCAAUGGAACGGUGCCAGUUUCGCCCAGACUAAGACCAUUGCGACAAGUACGCCACUCCCCGUCAGGGAUGGCGUGACUCCAGACUGUAAGGACUAUUCGAGCGUCAAUGCUGGAAUCACUUGUCAGAAUAUACUCGAUCGGAAUUCUAUUACCAUUGAGCAAUUUUACGCAUGGAAUCCUGCCGUGGGGCCUAAGUGCGGAAAUCUCUGGUCGGGUGAGACAUACAUUCUUGGAAGAAAUCAUGACUGCAAAGGAAGACUGAUCGAUAUAGGAUACCGAUAUUGCAUCCGCGUCGAUGAUGUUCCUGUUGACCCAGAGGAAUCAACUAGCAGUAGUACUACCACAAGCAAAUCAAUCAGUACAACCUCGACGGCAACUUCCAGUGCAUCAAGCUCAAAGGCAACCGCACCGGCUCCUACGCAAGAUGGCAUAGCGCCAACCUCUGGAGACGGUCUGUUUUGCUACGACAUCUCAGUCAAGUAUGGCAUUACGCUAGAGCAAUUUUUCGCAUGGUAA